CAAGUGGAGUUUGUCUAUAUUAUUCACAUUGCCAUUUUUUUCUUCUUCUCUACUUCACCACAUAGCUUCAAAUGGAGAAAGGAAGUGAGACUGAGAAGUGGAAAUUCCAAGGGAACAAAGGUUUGAACUCUUCAGCAGUUUCUGUUAGAGGUGUCUAUAACAUGCUUAUGGAUACUAUAAACAACAAUCAAAACAACAAAACUGUUAUUCCUUUAUGUAGGGUAGAUCCCACUGAUAAUCCAUUGUUUAGGACUACCUCAGUAGCUCAUCAGGCUGUAGCAGAAGCUGUUCAGUCUUACAACUUCAAUUGUUACCCUCCAACUGUUGGCUUACCUGCUGCAAAGAGGGCUAUUGCAAAGUACCUCUCAUCUGAUCUUCCAUACCAGUUAUCACCAGAAGAUAUUUUUCUCACAGUUGGUGGAACACAGGCUAUAGAUAUAAUCUUACCUGUUCUUGCACGUCCUGGUGCCAACAUUCUCCUUCCAAGACCAGGCUACCCACAAUAUGAUUCUCGUGCUGCUUCUUGUCUCCUUGAAGUUCGCUACUUCGAUCUUCUUCCUCAAAGAAGAUGGGAAGUUGACCUUGAUUCCAUUGAAGCCUUAACAGAUGAGAACACUGUUGCUAUGGUCCUCAUUAAUCCUAGCAAUCCAUGUGGGAAUGUGUUCACACACCAACAUUUAAAAAAGGUUGCUGAGACUGCAAAGAAACUUGGAAUCUGUAUAAUUGCUGAUGAAGUUUAUGCUCAUGUGGCGUUUGGAAGCAAUCCAUUUGUUCCCAUUGGAGUAUUUUCAUCAAUAGUUCCAGUUAUAACAAUAGGGUCCUUGUCAAAAAGAUGGUUAGUUCCUGGUUGGAGAACUGGUUGGAUAGCCACAUGUGACCCCCACAAAAUUUUUCAAAUAACUGGGAUAGUGAAAAAUAUCAUCAGCUAUUUGGAGAUCACUGCUGACCCUCUAAGCUUUAUGCAGGCAGCAAUACCUCAAAUCCUUGAGAAAACAAAACCUGAAUUCCAUUUAAAAAAUAUGAAUAUCAUGAAGGAAGCUGCAGACAUAUUCUAUGAUGUAUGUAAGGAGAUCCCUUGCUUGACAUGCCCUCACAAACCAGAAGGAGCCAUGUCUGCUAUGGUGGAGAUUAAUUUUGCACAUGUUAAGGGCAUUAUUGAUGAUGUUGAUUUCUGUGACAAACUGGCUAAAGAGGAAUCUGUAAUUCUGCUUCCGGGUGUUACUGUUGGACUAAAGAAUUGGCUUCGGAUUAGUCUUGCUGUUGACCCUUCAGAUCUUGAAGAGGGUCUUAGCAGGUUAAAAGCAUUCAGCCUUCGGCAUGAAACUAGAUAAUAGGUCGUAUAAUUUGAUUGAUAAAAAGAGCUUCUCUCAUUCCCAUGAUUCUUAAAAAUUGUUCCAGACCGGACUUACCCAUUCGAAUGGAAAAAACACCGGUUUUUUCUUCUUCCAUGUUUAACCAUCCGAACUGAGAAAAAGUAGUUUUUUUCUAGUCUGGAUUAAAAAAUCCGGAAGGAUGUGGGUUAUAAGAAAACGGUAGGGAGUAAUAAGUAGCUCUCGUUAAUGGGGGUUUGCUCCAAUGUAUCGGAGGUAGAUUUUCCCUUACGUGUGUAACAAGCUACUAACUAUCAGCACCUCUACCUAAACAAUUGCAGUAAUCGGUUACUUCUGUUAUACUUCACACAUCACAUUGUUAGUUUUUCAUAUUUUUCUCAACUCACCGAGCCUUUAUUGUAGACAUUGACUUGCUCUUUUAUUGGAAAAAUAAGUUUGUUGUUCA
Molecule: messenger RNA, 1776 nt
Organism: Medicago truncatula (barrel medic)
Lineage: Eukaryota; Viridiplantae; Streptophyta; Magnoliopsida; Fabales; Fabaceae
Product: probable aminotransferase TAT2
Exons: 7
Coding region: 72-1331 (419 amino acids)
Biological process (GO): biosynthetic process; L-tyrosine catabolic process
Molecular function (GO): pyridoxal phosphate binding; L-tyrosine:2-oxoglutarate transaminase activity
Source: RefSeq, a predicted model, not a curated record